Molecule: messenger RNA, 720 nt
Organism: Parnassius mnemosyne (clouded apollo)
Lineage: Eukaryota; Metazoa; Arthropoda; Insecta; Lepidoptera; Papilionidae
Source: the annotation of a GenBank genome assembly
AUGAAGGGCCUGUUGGUGCUAGGAUUGCUGUGCCUUGCGGCAGCUUGUUUCGCCUAUCAAGCCGAAUCUGAUCUAGCCGUAGCUGAGAGCAAAGGCCACCACCACGAACACGGCGGUGGCCAUCAUCAUCACGAGCACCAUCACCAUGAGCACGGCGGCAAGGGUGACAAGGGUCACAAAGGGCACCAUCACCACCACAAGGGUGACGAGGGUCAUUACGGCAAACAUCACGACGAGGAACAUCACCACGAACAUGGAGGCGGCCAUAAAAAGCAUUGGGACGAACAUGACCAUCAUGGCGAACACCACGAACACGGCCACCACCACAAAGGAGGCAAACAUGGACACCAUGAACAUCACGAUAAGGGGGAACACAUCGAUGGCUACCACAAAAAGUACCAUAAGGACCACUUCCAUAAGGACCAUCACUUCCAUGACGGACACCAUGACGAAGGCAAGCACCAUAAAUACGAUAAGCACCAUGGACACCACGAAAAACAUGGUGGUGGUCACAAGAAAGGCGGUCAUCAUCAUUCCGGACAUCACGAAGGCCAUCAUGGAAAACAUGAUCAUCAUGACAAACAUCACUACGACGAAGGACAUCACGAACACAAAGGCCACCAUGGACAUGAUGAGCAUCAUCACGGUCAUCAUGGCCAUGGUAAGAAAGGAGGCCACGAAGACCACAAGCACUGGGGAUUCCAUCACGGAAAACAUUAA